AUGUCAAUAACUUCUAAACCGACGACUGUUGGACCGACAGUUGCUGAAUCAACGACAAUCCAACAAACGACUGUGCAACCAACAACUGUUCAACCAACAACUGUGCAACCAACAACCGUCCAACAAACGACUGUGCAAGCAACAACUAUUCAACCAACAACUAUGCAACCAACAACCGUCCAACCAACAACAAUUAAACCAUCAACUACGUCUAUUCCAACGACCGCUGUAGUAACAGUUGUUUCGACAUGGAAUGGCACUUCAGGACCUCAACUAGCUUCUUUACCUACACAGCCUACUUGUAUCGACCAUGAUCCAAGAUGUUCUCAAUUUCAAAUUAACAUAUGUUCAUCUUCUGUGUCUCAGAAUUUUGUUAUUUCUACAUGCCCGAAGUCAUGCAACAAGUGUGCAGAGUAUCUAGCUGCUACGACGCCAACACCUUCAGCUGCUACGACGCCAACACCUUCAACAUGUAACACGUGUGGAGAUAUAAGGGAUCAGUGUAAUAGCGGUAUUAAACCUCCAUCUUCAACACUUUUAUCAAAAACAACUGGUUAA
Molecule: messenger RNA, 558 nt
Organism: Mytilus californianus (California mussel)
Lineage: Eukaryota; Metazoa; Mollusca; Bivalvia; Mytilida; Mytilidae
Product: salivary glue protein Sgs-3-like
Exons: 5
Coding region: 1-558 (185 amino acids)
Source: RefSeq, a predicted model, not a curated record